AUGGCUGGCGGGGAAGACCGCGAACACGGGGAGCCGGUGUCCGUGGUGACCGUGCGGGUGCAGUACCUGGAGGACACCGACCCCUUUGCAUGUGCCAACUUCCCGGAGCCGCGCCGGGCCCCCACCUGCAGCCUGGACGGGGCGCUGCCCCUGGGCGCACAGAUACCCGCGCUGCACCGCUUGCUGGGGGCGCCGCUCAAGCUAGAGGACUGUGCCCUGCAAGUGUCUCCCUCUGGAUACUACCUGGACCCUGAGCUGUCCCUGGAAGAGCAGCGGGAAAUGCUGGAGGGCUUCUAUGAAGAGAUCAGCAAAGGGCGGAAGCCUACAUUGAUCCUGCGGACCCAGCUCUCCAUGAGGGUCAAUGCCAUCUUAGAAAAAUUGUAUGGCUCCAGUGGCCCUGAGCUCCGCCGCUCUCUCUUCUCACUAAAGCAGAUCUUCCAGGAGGACAAGGACCUGGUGCCUGAAUUUGUGCACUCAGAGGGGCUGAGUUGCCUGAUCCGUGUGGGUGCUGCUGCCGACCACAACUACCAGAGCUACAUCCUCCGAGCACUGGGCCAGGUGAUGCUUUUUGUGGAUGGGAUGCUGGGAGUGGUGGCCCACACUGAGACCGUGCAGUGGCUGUACAUGUUGUGUGCCAGCAUGUCCCGCCUGGUGGUGAAGACAGCUCUGAAGCUGCUGCUGGUGUUUGUGGAAUACUCUGAGAGCAACGCACCGCUGUUCAUCUACGCAGUUAACUGUGUGGCCAGCACGACCGGUGCCCUGCCGUGGGCCAACCUGGUGUCCAUCCUAGAGGAGAAGAACGGGGCAGACCCUGAGCUGUUGGUGUACACAGUCACCCUCAUCAACAAGACGCUGGCAGCGCUCCCAGAUCAGGACUCCUUCUACGACGUGACGGAUGCACUGGAGCAGCAGGGAAUGGAGGCGCUGGUCCAGCGGCACUUGGGCGCUGCGGGCACUGACAUCGACUUACGGGCACAGCUUGUGCUCUAUGAGAGUGCCCUGCGGAUGGAGGAUGGAGACAUGGAGGAAGCUGCCGCUGGAGGGCGGCGGGAGCGCAGGAAGCCCUCUUCAGAGGAAGGCAAGAGGAGCCGCCGGUCUCUAGAAGGCGGGGGCUGCCACGCGCGCACCCCGGAGUCAGGCCCAGUGCCCAGCCCCAUGGGCCCUGCCUCUGGCCUCUGUACCUCUGUGAACCUCUUUCCUGCCCUCUCCGUGGCAUCCUCAGCUGACAAUGAAAGGAGCAUCUACAAAGCCCGGUUCCUGGAGAAUGUGGCAGCAGCAGAAACAGAGAAGCAGGCUGCGCUGGCCCAGGGCCGGGCAGAGACAUUGGCUGGGGCAGUGCCCGAUGAGGCUGAUGGACACCCAGAUGCCCGGGAACUGUGGAGUACCCCUGAACCAGUCCUGAUUUCUGCACCCAGAACACCCCAGAGCCCUGCCCCCCGAGUCCUGCUCAGGUCCCAGAGGAGCCUUGAACCAGAGCCCAAGGAGCCAUUGGCCCCACCAAGCCCCAAGGCUGAGCCCACCCAGGAGUUCCCUAUCCAUGUACCCAGGCUCUGCAUUGGGGACCUGGACUUCUCAGAUCUGAGGGAGGACGAAGACCAGGACAUACUGAACACAGAGACUGUGGAGGCUGGGAAAGGGGUCCCACCCCCACCACCCCCACUUCCCUUGCUCUCUGAAGGCCCCCCACCUCCACCACCCCCACCACCACCACCCCUCAAAGGCCCCUUCCCACCACCUCCACCGCCAGUUGCCCCUCUACCCCCAUCAGCACCUGACGGCCUAGCCCUCCCCACCAAGAGGAAGACAGUCAAACUCUUCUGGCGGGAGCUAAAGCUGGCCGGGGGCCAUGGGAGCGCUGGGAGCCGCUUUGGGCCCUGCUCCACCCUGUGGGCCUCCCUGGAGCCCGUCUCUGUGGACACAGCCCGGCUGGAACACCUGUUUGAGUCCCGUGCCAAGGACGUGUUACCUUCCAAGAAAGCUGGUGAGGGGCGCCGGACAAUGACCGUCGUGCUGGACCCCAAGCGCAGCAACGCCAUCAACAUUGGUCUAACCACCCUGCCGCCUGUGCAUGUCAUUAAGGCUGCCCUGGUCAACUUCGAUGAGUUUGCUGUCAGCAAGGAUGGCAUUGAGAAACUACUGACCAUGAUGCCCACGGAAGAAGAGCGGCAGAAGAUCGAGGAGGCCCAGCUGGCCAAUCCUGACAUACCUUUGGGCCCAGCUGAAACCUUCCUGAUGACUCUUGCCUCCAUCGGGGGCCUGGCUGCCCGCCUACAACUCUGGGCCUUCAAGCUGGACUAUGACAGCAUGGAACGGGAAAUCGCAGAGCCACUGUUUGACCUGAAGGUGGGCAUGGAGCAGCUGGUGCAUAAUGCCACCUUCCGCUGCAUCCUGGCCACCCUUCUGGCUGUGGGCAACUUCCUCAAUGGCUCCCAGAGCAGUGGCUUUGAGCUGAGCUACCUGGAGAAGGUGUCAGAGGUGAAGGACACGGUGCGCAGGCAGUCGCUGCUGCACCAUCUCUGCUCCUUGGUGCUCCAGAUGCGGCCCGAUUCCUCCGACCUCUACUCGGAAAUCCCCGCCCUGACCCGCUGUGCCAAGGUGGACUUUGAACAGCUGGCUGAGAACCUGGGGCAGCUAGAGCAUCGGAGCCGUGCAGCUGAGGAGAGUCUGCGGAGCUUGGCUAAGCACGAGCUGGCUCCAGCCCUGCGUGCCCGCCUCACCCACUUCCUGGCCCACUGUUCCCGACGCGUUAACAUGCUGCGAGUGGUGCACCGCCGUGUCUGCAACAGGUUCCACGCCUUCCUGCUGUACCUGGGGUACAGCGCACAGGCAGCCCGGGAAGUACGCAUCAUGCAGUUCUGCCACACGCUGCGGGAGUUUUCGCUGGAGUACCGGACUUGCCGAGAUCGGGUGCUCCAACAGCAGCAGAAGCGGGCCACAUACCGUGAGCGCAACAAGACCCGGGGACGCAUGAUCACCGAGACAGAGAAGUUCUCAGGAGUGGCUGGGGAAGCCCCCAGCAACCUGUCUGUCCCAGUGGCUGUGGGCAGUGGGCCGGGCCAGGGGGAUGCAGACAGUCACGCCAGCAUGAAGAGUCUGCUGACCAGUAAGCCUGAAGAUACCACACACAGCCGCCGCAGCAGAGGCCUGGUCCAGAGCAGCUCCCCAGUGCCCACAGCAGUGAGGGCCUCCAAUGCACCCCCAGAAGAAUCCCCAGGCUCCGGUUCACCCAGUGACACUUCAGAUGAGAUCAUGGACCUGCUGGUGCAGUCAGUGACCAAGAGCAAUCCUCGUGCCUUGGCUGCUCGGGAACGCAAGCGUUCCCGUGGCAACCGCAAAUCUUUGAGGCGGACAUUGAAGAGCGGACUUGGAGAAGACCUGGUGCAGGCACUGGGACUGAGCAAGGGACCUGGGCUGGAGGUGUGA
This is a messenger RNA of Pipistrellus nathusii (Nathusius's pipistrelle), 3423 nucleotides long. The record is from the annotation of a GenBank genome assembly. Lineage: Eukaryota; Metazoa; Chordata; Mammalia; Chiroptera; Vespertilionidae.